Molecule: messenger RNA, 7910 nt
Organism: Tachysurus fulvidraco (yellow catfish)
Lineage: Eukaryota; Metazoa; Chordata; Actinopteri; Siluriformes; Bagridae
Gene: rif1
Product: replication timing regulatory factor 1
Exons: 36
Coding region: 282-7568 (2428 amino acids)
Biological process (GO): telomere maintenance
Cellular component (GO): nucleus
Source: RefSeq, a predicted model, not a curated record
UGGCGGGUGAAAGGUGAAGCUGUUCAGCGCGCCUUGUUUGGCGCCAGCGUUUUCGCGGGACUGCUGAAGAAACAGCGAGGCGACGAUUUCCCCGUUAUUGACAGUCGAUACUAAUCUUUUUAGGAAACCUAUUUGCUUGGUUUGUUAGUAUAAGUUUCCCAUCCAUGUUCACGCUGCUUUCGGUUGGUUGUGUUCCUUUAAUUUCAGUGAGGUGAGAGAACACUACUUUUCCCGUCUGGCUUCCUAGUUAGCUGCAGUGUGUUGUGGACAGGGACUUGAGGAUGAUGGCCACGGUCCCCAUGUCCAGUUCCAGCCUCCUCCCUCUCCUUGGAACUCUGGAGGACGUCGCAGCCGGGGUGUCUGAGCAGACUGAUGCCUACCUUACCAUUGCCAAUCGGCUCAGUGGAGAAGAUGGAAGGCAGUUCUUUCCUCUAAUCGUUAAGCACUUUUCACGCCUGGGUAAAGCUUUUCAGACUCACAUAUCCAGUGAAAAUGAGGAGCUAAGACAGGCUGCGCUUCAGGCCCUGGGUUUCUGUGUAUUCAGCACACACAUUGUCUCAGGCAUUCCUGCAAAUUUUGCAGAGGAGAUCUUGUUGACCCUUUGUGCCCUGGUGUUAAAGUCCACAGACAAGAACACCUGCACACGAGCAUUAUGGGUCAUUUCAAAACAGAACUUUUCUGCAGAGGUUGUUGCUAAGAAGACACCAGAAAUACUCAAGACUCUUGAGGCUCUGCAGACAAAAGACAUCCAGUCAGUGCUGACUGAUCACGAGUCUCUGAAUGUUGUUAUAAAGCUGCUUGAACAGGCUCCAGUUCAGAUGGGUGAAGGAGCAGUUUUGUGGAUUAAGCUGAUUGUACCUCUGGUAGUUCACUCAGCCUCUAAAGUGCGGUUGCGUGCAGCUGCAGCGCUAGAAAUGGGAAUGCCCCUUCUUCUGGAAAAACAGCAGGAGGUGGCUGCCCUUGUAGAGCCUAUGAUGUCUUCUAAACUUAUCCCUGAAAUGCAGAAACUGUUCUCCACCAAGAAUGAGAGCAAUGUGCUAAAGCUCUGGCCUUUAUUUGUAAAGCUUUUAGGCAAGAUGCUCCAUAAAGGAGGUGCCUUCAUAAAUUCGCUGCUUUAUUUAGAAGAGCUGGGCUUCCGCAGCUCCUCUCCGAGCAUUAAGAAAAUUGCCUUCCUAGCUUGGAAAAGCCUCAUUGACAACUUUGCCCUUAAUCCAGAUAUUCUCUGUAGCAGCAAGCGACUAAAACUACUUAUGCAGCCUCUCAGCUCCAUCCUUGUGAGGACUGAAGCCUUGCUGCUCACCAAAUUAGAAGUCUGGUGGUAUCUGGUGGUCAAACUAGGCCCUAACUUGUCUGCUAACUUUGAACAAGUUGGUGUACCACUGCUGCUUAGCACACUUCCUCCAGAUGCCUCAUUGGUGUCUCCAGCCACUCCUGCUAGAAACACAAGCCAAAGCAAUGGCAUUGGACUAGUUACUCCUAAACCAGGUGGUCCCUCGUGUAGUAGUCCAGGUGCUAGCUCUCAUCUGAGCUUGAACAGCAGUGUAAGCACACCCCUGUCCUAUGCCUCAAUCCAGCUGCUGGGACUGGAGAUGCUUUUGCACUACUUUCUAGGCUCACAGGCCAGUGCUGCUGCAGCCAAGAACAAUUUACAGCUCAAUCUUGAGCCUUUGACACACAACCUUCUCACCAGUCACUCGUUCUUCAGCAAGCACUCCUCCACACUCAUUUCAGCUGUUAGAGAUGGCUUCAUCUCUGUGGGCAAAGAUGCUCCAGAAGCAUUGCUGAGACUGAUUUGGACUAGCCUUGUUGGCCAUGUCAAUACAACAAUAGAAGCUGCUGGUAAUAAGAAGGAGAGGCAGGGUUCCGAAGUACUCACUCUCCUGCUACAGGCCCUGCAGUCUAUUGUGUCUUCUGAAGCCCUGCCAGCCCCACGGGCUCUGGCUUUGUUGGAAGCUACUGUGAAAGCCAUACCUCAGAAGGUACUAGGAUCUGCAGCAUAUCAAGUGGCUAACAUGGAUGUAUUGAAUGGUACCCCAGCUCUUUUCCUGAUUCUUCUUUUCUACAAGAGCAGUAUGCUCUCUUCGUUUGUGACUUACGAAGGAUUCUUUGUGUGCUUGGAGACCCUUGUCACUUGUGGUCUCUGUGGGCCCACAUCCCCCCUGGCCUUUGGAGAAUCUGUUUUGGGGACAGUGAGUGGCAGUGUGGAGUCUGUGGAAAACAGAGAGCAUUUGUGGAGAAUGUGGAGUGUAGUUGUGAACCCUUUAACUGAUACCAUUACACAGACAAAUGAGGUAAAUCAAGGAGAUGCCCUGGAGCAUAAUUUCAGCGCAAUUCAUAGUGCCUUGAUGUUUCCCAUUACUCACCUUUUGCCUGGCUCAGGUCUUCCACAGAUGACUCAGAAGACCAUGUUGAGCACUUGGUCUCGACUGUACAAGGCGUUUGCUCGCUGCUCUGCUCUCGUGGCCACAGCUGAAGAGAACGUGUGCUGUGAAGAGUUGUGUGCCAGGAUAUCUUCUGCACUGGAUAGUGAAGCCCUGAAGAAUUUGUCCACUCUUGACGCAGUAGCAAAUAUCUUGAUGUCCAUUGUUGAAAAUGUGGACUUCUCUCCAUUUACCCCUCAGUUUCAGCAAAAAAUGAAAUCCCCUCACACACCGCUACGCUGGGUUCGAAAGAGGAACAAAGCUCUGGGGAAUCUCUCAACCUUUCAUGCGCUCUUUGUGCAGUCUUUAGAGGUUUUCAUAACUUUGGCCUCUUCAGAGGCAAACAGUAUAGUUUUAAGUGGCAUUGGUACAAUGCUCUUCUCCAUUGUCUCGAUUCUUUUCACCAACAUUUCACUGCCCACUGUUAUUAAAGAGUUAUUGGCUUCCCUCACAAAACUUCUUGCGCUUCUUUAUGGUCCAGUUGUAAGUUCAGAAGGUCAACAGUCAAAGACCCACACUAUGCUAGCAUUCAAGUUGGAAAAGCUGGUAGGAGAUGUGUUUGGCAUCCUGCAAACACGUUCGGCAGUGCAGUAUAAUGAUGAGCUGCUGGAGAUUUUGUCUCCUUUGCUCUGUGUACUUUUCCAAAACAAGAGCAAACACAUCCGCUCUGUCAUGACUCAGUUCUGGAAUGGCACUUUUGGAAAUGCUCUUGUGCUGACGUACCCUGACAGUCUCAGGCCUGUUUUAAAUCAAGCUAAGCAGAAGUCUCCCUUAAUAUUACCUGGUUUUCGAUCAGUUGACAACUCUGAGGAUUUCAGCGGACAGUGCUCACAGAGUGAAGGUUCUCAACUUGACACCAAAAUCAGUGGGAUGAUGGUGACCUCAGUAGGAAAGAGAGAAUCCUUACUGACUAGGGCAGCAGUGCUACAGGAGAGGAGUUCUGGAACACCUUCCAAGCCUGUAUCUGUGAAAUUGGAUUUCGGUUCUCCGAAGCCACCACACAAAGAAGUUCUUGAGGAGGAGGCAUCAGUAGAUUUUGUCUUUAUUCCACCUGAGGCAAAGGAGAGAGUACUUACUGAACAUCAGAAGGAGGUCAAAAGAACUAAAAGGGUUGAUAUCCCUGCUAUGUACAAUAACUUGGAUGCCUCUUUGGAUACUACAGUCUUUACACAGUACACACAGAGUCAAGAGGAGUCCAUGGACAAACUGCCAACACAGGAACAAGCUGAGGCCAAAGAAAUUGAUAUGACUGACGCGCAGGAUUUAAAGGAUAAAGCAUCAUAUGUAAUUGAUGAUGAGAGAGUGCAAAAUAACAUCAAUCCAGACCUUGCUGCACAAGAAAAAGCAACAAAUGAAGAAAACCAAACUACUGAAGUGCUGUCUUCUCUGGAUGUCACAGCUGCAGAUGCUGGUGAACAUCAGGAUUCUGAGAGCCAAAGCCCAAAUGUGUCCAGUUCAUCUGACAUGAUCUCUGGUACUCCACCAAAGCCUAGCAGUCGACGUCAGUCCUUCAUAACCCUAGAGAAAUAUGGAGAGGAUAGACCAGCUAAUUCCCCAAGUGUUACAAAAUUUACUGGCCCACUCUCUAGGACUUCUUUUAGUCAGGAGCCACAAAAGUCACAAAAUGACUCAAACCUGCCUUCACCUUCUUCUUACUCACAGCCAGAAACUGGUAACGAGGUAUCUAAGGAAUCUGCUGCUAAUAUUACCGAGGAUUCUACUAAUAAGUCUGAUGGACUGGAAAUAGAGGCAGAGUUAAACUCGGUAGCUACAUGUCCAAGUGAAGGCACAGAAGAGGAUGUGAUCCCAGACACCCAAAACCAAGAGCUGACUGAGGUAGCUGAUCCUGACAAGUCCUUAGACAAAUUCAGUGUCAAGGGGAAUAUGGAAAUUGCCUCCCCUGGUAGAAAAUCUGAAGUUUUUGUUGCUUCUCAGGAUUCAAGUCCAGUUGAACCAAGGAGGUCUGGUAGACGCAGAAGUAAGCCGGUUCUGCCAGGGGAAGUGUCUGAUCAGGAAUCAAAAAGCACGAAGAAGCUUUCUGUUAAUGCAUCAACUUUGAAUGAUGCACAGAAACCUGCAUCUGUCAAGAACAAUUUGCCUACAAGAACCAGAAGAAGUCGAGUCCAUGAAGAGAACAAGAGCGAAAGUGUCAAACUGCAAAACCUUGAACAAAAAGAUGAACGGAGUGAUUCACAAGUACCAUCUCUGGCUAUCACAAACUCAUCACGGGGAAGAAAAAGUAGGAGUAAAGAGGUUACCAAGACUGAACAGUCUCCUUUAAGUUCAUCAGAUGAUAAGGAGUCGUCUCCUCUUAAUCAGUCACAUAGUCAGUCACAUGGUAGGCCUGUAAGGCGGACCAGAUUAAGCAAUGUUAAUGCAGACGUUUCGGACAAAACACAAAGAGUUGAGAACUCUCAGGAGGACUCUCCAGGUAGUGUAUCUAAACACAUGGAUAGUUCUGCAUCUGAUGCCGAUAGCCAGUCACCUGCCAGACCAAGAAGAGCACGAAGGGCUGAAGCAGCUGAAGCACAAAACAAAGAGAAGCCUGGGCUUAGAAAUGAACAAGUUUGUGAUCCAAGUCAUGCUCAGACACCAACAACCACAAAAGUCAAAUUGGGUAGGCGGAAGAAGGCUAAUGAAGAGAAUUCUGAAUGCUCACAGGGUAAUGACCUCAGUGAGCUACAGGACAAUUCUCAAGGGCGUGGCAAGUAUAGAACUCGUCGUUCAUCUCAAGCCUUGUUAGCAUCUGGUGAGAACUCUGAGUCAGAUGCGUCUGAUACCCGUGACGGACAAAAACCUAAAAGAGCUAGAGGGUAUAAAUCACCUGAAAUAACCACAAGCGCAGUGAUUACUGAAAAUGCUCAUGUGGAUGUGUUGGGCAAAGAAGAUGAAGGUAGCAUUUCAGUUCCAAUGGACGUGCCUAAAAAUGAGCCAGAAGCCUGUUUAGUUGUUGGCCCACUGAAUGAUAUUCAAGAUGUCCAUGAAGCUGAUGACAAAGUUGAAUCCCCUGUAGCUGAAAUCCAAGCAAAUGAACAUUACACUUCUGAUGUUAAAUCAGCUGAUGAUGAGCAACAAAGUGACUCUAAAAUGAAAAUGGAUUCCGAUAAAAAGGAGUCUGUUAUCACUGUUCUGGAAGAGAGGACCGUUGUGAACGAAGCCCUUCCAUCUUCACAGAACAGCCUACAAAGUGACUCUAAAAUGCAAAUGGAUUCCGAUAAAGAGGAGUCUGUUAAUGCUGUUCUUGAAGAAAGGACUGUUGUGACCGAAGCCCUUCCAUCUUCACAGAACAGCCUACAGCUAGCUCAAAACGUUGAAGUUAAGUCUCUGAAACCACGUAAAUGUCCUCAUAGCAAAAGAAGUCGUUGGCGCAGACAGUCCACUAACUGUAAAUGCCUCCAAGCUGGCAGCACACCUUCAAAAGAAGAAAGCAGUAAUUCACAAGAUGUACAGAAUAUCACUGAAAACAUGGUUCAACUUGAAUCAAGCAGCCUGCCACCUGAAGCCUUGUCGAACAGUAUUACUUCUGUCUUACCGGAAAAAGAGAGUGUGGUACUUCAAGAUAAUUGUCCUACUGUCGCUAAUGCACAAUCUUCUCCAUCUUUGCCCGUUUUUACCGAAGCAGAGGUGCCUGCUGUAAGCCUAGUGGAAAAGCCAAAUGAAAGCAUUUCCCAGUUUUCUGAUGUGAUUGAUGAUGCAAGAGAGGCAGAGGAAUGCAGCAAAGACACCGUAGAUGACACAGAGAAUAAACAUGAGGAAACGAAACAAGAUAAAAAUGUUUCAAAAGAUAAGUCUACCCAGGAACAACCACAGGAAGAUCCAGGUGCACCAGAGGUCUCUCCAAGCCCUAGCCAAUCUGUGGAGGAUAAACCAAUAUACCAGGAACAGUCUGAAUCUCCUGUCAGUCAGGAGGAAAUUGUUCACAGCAGAGAAGAAACUGAGGUGCCAGAAAAGGAGGAACUCGUGCCUGAGCUGGAAGGUGCGAUUACUGCACUCCCAGAGGGCACUGAACUAGACCGGUUCCCACAAGAAGAGGGAGAUGAUGGUGAAGCAACACAAAUAGAUAACGAUCUUCAACCUGAGACUGUCCUACCCUGUGAAGCAUCUGUACCUCUGCAAACUGCCUUAUCGGAAGCAUGCUUGGACUCUCCACCCAAAGAGAAGUCUUUAGAUUCGCUCUGUAGCAACACAGAAGCGAGGCAGAGUCCCAGUAAUAGUGUAACACGUGGUGUAUGGUCACCAUCAGCUUCUCCAUCUACAAGCAUUCUGAAGAAAGGACUGAAGAGGCAAUGUGAGGAAGAUACUCCAUCACCUCUCAUCAAGUCUCGCAGAGUGUCCUUCGCAAAUCCGAUAUACCAGCAGGAACUCGCUGAUGAUAUUGACCGCCGCAGUCCAGUAAUACGAACCAGCUCUCCAAAAUCAAAAGCAGUUGGACAGCCUAAGUAUAUUACAACGCCUACAAAAGGCCUGUCCCUCAGCCCUCGCAACCUUCGCACUCCCGGUUACAAGAGUUCAAAGAAAUGCCUGAUCUCAGAAAUGAGUCAGGAGCCCCGACCUAUUCCAAAGGAUUGUGUUUAUCCUGCUCUUGUCUGCUGUUCGACUCCUGUGGAGGCUGUUCUGCCCCAGAUUUCUUCUGCAAUGUGGCCUCGAGGCUUUGGUCAGCUUGUGCGUGCUAGAAAUAUUAAAACGGUUGGAGAUCUGAGCGCUCUUUCCCCAAACGAAAUCAAGUUGCUGCCUAUUCGCUCACCGAAAGUGUCAAAUCUCAAAAAAGCACUGAAAACCUAUUAUGAGCAGCAGCGCAAAGGGCGGCCAGACGACCUGAAAAGCUUUGAUGUGAUGGAGAAAAUGACCUCUGAACCUGAGGAGACACCAGCAGCUCCAAAUGAGGAGGACCAGGUGUCUGGAGAUGGACAAGAAAUCCUCUCAUCAGAAAUGCCAUCUACAGUAGAGCAGAAACAAGAAGAACCAAUGCCUGUGGAUCUGCUAUCAGAUGUUGCUGCUCUGGGAUCUCGUCUCACCCACAAUGAGCUCAGUCGUUGUUCACCAAUGGAACUGGGUCUGAUGCAUGAACAACUCAGUGGCAUGAUGAGGAAUAUUGUGGAUCAUCUUCAGUCACGUUUAGUCAGCAACCUUGAGGACAGUUUGUCAUGAUGGCAACCAGCAUUUUCAUCCUCAGCCUUCUACAUGGAACAUGCCUCACUGGUUUUUAAUGUUAUCAUCAGUGGACAACUUGGUUUUUAGUGAUCGUUUUAGCUGUGGGUCUUAUCAUCUUUUCCAAACUGAUGGGAUGGGUCUGCAAAUACCUGCUUUGAGAUUAAAAGCUUGUACCAUAUUUGUUUCCUAUUGAGAGCAUUAUAUGGAUCGAUGGGCCUCUCUUAGCCUUUUUAGUAAUGCUUCUUAAAGAAAUCCAUGCAGACCAGAAUGCAGAUGGCACUUUUAGUACUACAAUACUUUUGUUUUAAAUUUUUUUGUUUAAAUAAAGGAUUGAAGGUG